Molecule: messenger RNA, 2324 nt
Organism: Puma concolor (puma)
Lineage: Eukaryota; Metazoa; Chordata; Mammalia; Carnivora; Felidae
Source: RefSeq, a predicted model, not a curated record
CCUUCCAGAGCAGCCGCAGUCCGGUGUCCGUCGAGUGCUCCGAGCGGGGAAAGUUCAUCAGCUUGAUAAUGGAGGAGAACAAUGACUCCACCGAGAACCCCCAACAAGGCCAAGGGAGGAAUAAUGCCAUGAAGUGUGGGUGGCUGAGGAAGCAAGGAGGCUUUGUCAAGACUUGGCAUACUCGCUGGUUUGUGCUCAAGGGAGAUCAGCUCUACUAUUUCAAAGAUGAAGAUGAAACAAAGCCCUUGGGUACUAUUUUUCUGCCUGGAAAUAAAGUCCUUGAACAUCCCUGCAAUGAAGAGAGCCCAGGAAAAUUCCUUUUUGAAGUAGUUCCAGGAGGCAGUGGUGAUCGAGAUCGGAUGACAGCAAACCAUGAGAGCUACCUCCUUAUGGCGAGCACCCAGAAUGAUAUGGAAGACUGGGUUAAGUCCAUCCGUCGAGUCAUAUGGGGACCUUUUGGUGGAGGCAUUUUUGGACAGAAACUUGAAGACACUGUCCGUUAUGAGAAGAGAUAUGGGAACCGUCUGGCUCCAAUGUUGGUGGAGCAGUGUGUGGACUUUAUCCGACAAAGGGGGCUGAAGGAAGAGGGUCUGUUCCGACUGCCAGGCCAGGCUAACCUCGUUAAGGAGCUCCAGGAUGCCUUUGACUGUGGAGAGAAGCCAUCAUUUGACAGCAACACAGAUGUACACACAGUGGCAUCACUUCUUAAACUGUAUCUCCGAGAACUUCCAGAACCAGUUAUUCCUUAUGCAAAGUAUGAAGAUUUUUUGUCCUGUGCCAAACUGCUCAGCAAGGAAGAGGAAGCUGGCAUUAAGGAAUUAGCAAAGCAGGUGAAGAGUUUGCCUGUGGUCAAUUACAACCUCCUGAAGUAUAUUUGCAGGUUCUUGGAUGAAGUGCAGUCCUAUUCUGGAGUUAACAAAAUGAGUGUGCAGAACUUGGCCACUGUCUUUGGCCCUAAUAUCCUGCGCCCUAAAGUGGAAGAUCCUUUGACCAUCAUGGAGGGCACGGUGGUGGUCCAGCAGUUGAUGUCAAUGAUGAUUAGCAAACACGAUCGCCUCUUCCCCAAAGAUGCAGAACUGCAAAGCAAACCCCAAGAUGGCACGAGCAAUAACAACAAUGAAAUUCAGAAGAAAGCCACCAUGGGCCAGCUACAGAAUAAGGAGAACAAUAAUACCAAGGACAGUCCUGGUAGGCGGUGCUCUUGGGACAAGUCCGAGUCUCCCCAGAGAAGUGGUGUGGAUAAUGGAUCCCCCACAGCUCUACCAGGUAGUAAAACCAACAGCCCAAGGAACAGCGUUCACAAGCUGGACGUCUCUAGAAGCCCCCCUCUUAUGGUCAAAAAGAAUCCUGCCUUCAAUAAGGGCAGUGGGAUAGUCACCAAUGGGUCCUUCAGCAGCAGUAAUGCCGAAGGCCUGGAGAAAACCCAAACCACUCCCAAUGGGAGCUUACAGGCCAGAAGGACCUCUUCACUGAAGGGGUCUGGUACCAAAAUGGGCACCCACAGUGUACAGAAUGGAACGGUGAGAAUGGGCAUUUUGAACCCCGACAUGCUUGGGAACCCCGUGAACGGUCGCAGCAUGAGCUGGCUGCCCAAUGGCUACGUGACCCUGAGGGAUAACAAGCAGAAAGAACAAGCAGGGGAGUCAGGCCAGCACAACAGACUCUCCACCUAUGAUAACGUCCAUCAGCAGUUCUCCAUGAUGAACCUUGAUGACAAGCAGAGUGUCGACAGCGCCACCUGGUCCACUUCCUCCUGUGAAAUCUCCCUCCCGGAGAAUUCCAACUCCUGUCGCUCUUCCACCACCACCUGCCCAGAGCAAGACUUUUACGGGAGUAAUUUUGAGGACCCUGUUUUGGAUGGGCCCCCACAGGAUGACCUCUCCCACCCUGGGGACUAUGAAAACAAAAGUGACCGGAGGAGUGUGGGAGGUCGAAGCAGUCGUGCCACCAGCAGCAGCGACAACAGUGAGACGUUUGUGGGCAACAACACCAGCAACCACAGUGCCCUGCACAGUUUAGUGUCCAGCCUGAAACAGGAGAUGACCAAACAGAAGAUAGAGUAUGAGUCCCGGAUAAAGAGCUUAGAACAGCGAAACUUGACUUUGGAAACAGAAAUGAUGAGCCUCCAUGAUGAACUGGAUCAAGAAAGGAAAAAGUUCACAAUGAUAGAAAUCAAAAUGCGAAAUGCAGAGCGAGCAAAAGAAGAUGCAGAGAAAAGAAACGACAUGCUUCAGAAAGAAAUGGAGCAGUUUUUUUCCACUUUUGGGGAGCUGACAGUGGAACCCAGGAGAACCGAGAGAGGAAACACGAUAUGGAUCCAGUGA